This is a messenger RNA of Penicillium digitatum Pd1, 234 nucleotides long. RefSeq lists its product as uncharacterized. The record is from RefSeq and is a predicted model, not a curated record. Lineage: Eukaryota; Fungi; Ascomycota; Eurotiomycetes; Eurotiales; Aspergillaceae.
AUGUUCGGCUACUCCUCCAACGCGUCUUCCAAGACCUCAUCGAGCGCAGCCUCAACACACUCCACCGUCUCCACAGCGACAACUCUCAAUUCAGCCAACGCCUCUACCAAGAACCACAAGUGGUACUCACUCGGUUCAACAUCCUUGAACUCCGGUUUCCAGAAUACGACCACGGAUAUUGAGAAGAAGAAGCUACACAACGAGGCUCUUGCUAGCUACUUUAGCCUGCGCUAA